GCCUUUCCGCUCCCGCCGCCCGCCCCAGCCAUGAAGCCGCUCUGCGGGGCUGCGCUCCUGUUGCUGCUGUUCUGCGCCGCCGUCUCCGCCCAGAGCUCGUGUGUCUGCGAGAAGAACAAGCGUGUUACCAACUGCAGGCUGGAGAACGGCCAGUGCCGCUGCGACGCCAUCGGCUCCGGUGUCACCGUGGACUGCACCACCCUGACUUCAAAAUGCCUGCUAAUGAAAGCAGAAGUGAUGGGCUCAAAGUCGGGUCGUCGUGAGAAACCAAAAGAUGCAUUUGAAGAUACCGAUGGCCUCUAUGAUCCCGAGUGUGAAAACAGUGGUGCUUUCAAGGCAAAGCAGUGCAAUGGAACCACUUGUUGGUGUGUGAAUACAGCUGGAGUCAGAAGAACUGACAAACAUGAUACAGACUUGAAGUGCAAUCAAUUAGUCAGAACAAUGUGGAUCAUUAUUGAAAUGAAACAUGCUGAGAGAGAUGCUCCUCUGAAUGCUGAAUCUUUAAAGAAGUUUUUCACAGAUACCAUUACCAGUCGUUAUCAGCUGAAUGGCCGCUAUAUAGCCAGUGUUCUGUAUGAAAACCCUUACAUUACUAUUGAUUUGAAGCAAAAUGCCUCUGACAAAUCAUUCGGAGAUGUGGAUAUAGCUGAUGUGGCCUACUACUUUGAAAAAGAUGUAAAAGGUCAAUCCAUCUUUCAUAAUAAUGCUGGGCUCAAUGUCAGCAUUGACAACGAACCAGUGAAGCUUGAGAAGACAGUGGUCUACUAUGUUGAUGAAAUAGCACCAGAGUUUUCCAUGAAGUCUCUGACUCCUGGGCUUAUUGCUGUCAUUGUAGUGGUAGUAAUUGCAAUAGUGGCUGCAAUCGUUGUUCUGGUCCUCACAAGGAGGAGGAAAGGGAAGUACGUGAAAGCUGAGGUGAAGGAAAUGAAUGAAAUGCAUAGAGGACUGAAUGCCUAGUUAAAUCAACUGAAGACAAGCCACAUUCAAGCAUGAAGACAACGAAAACAUUGGAGGCAUGAAUCUUAACUCUUACAAGUUUCCUCCUGAAAAGGAGGCAAUUGUGCUCACUUAAUGAUUGUUAAAACUCUUAACAACCAAGACUGAUAACUGUUCAACUACUUUUACUAUUUGUUGAGAGUUAAAUGCACCAUCUUACUCAAGUAAAACUUAACUAUUGCUCCCUGAUUUUAUUUUUCUGUGAUGAUGAAACGAGUUGACAACUGCUGUUACUAGGGUUUUGGAGCAUACAUGCCUAAAUGGUUAUUUUACCCUCGGGAGUUCUAUUGAAAGUAAUGAUUUUGUAGCCAUGUUAUAAUAAGAUUGUCUCCUGUGUAACUGAACACAGCGUUUUUAUGGCAGUUUGUACAUAUUUGAAGUUGCUGUAACUUUUUUAUUACUUGAAUUAAUAAAACUUUGAAACAGGCUUCUAAUUCUUCCAUGGUGAAAUGAUAAUCUGCUAAGUUAUCAUGCUUACAAAUUUGUAAUUUGAUCCCUUAAGACAAGGAACUUCAGCAUUGUUGGAAAUAUUUAGAACUCCAAUUAGCAGUUUUUAUUAGCCGUCUAGUAUCUCAAUAGCAUGAUAUUUUUUCUUAAAGCUGUGAAAAGUAUAUGACAAGAGUGAAAUGAUAAUAUACAGAUUGUUGCAUAAAAAACCAACAGGCUAAGAAUGCGGUCAUUUCAGGAAUGCAUAGACUGAGCUUUCCAAAGCUAUCUAAGUAUUUAAAAUAAGCCUCUAACCUAGGACAUCUCUGGUGCAGGGUCGGGGGUGGGCAGGCUUGGCAUCUGAUAGUGGAGUGCAAUUUACCCCAUUACUGUGAUUUUUGUCUGUGGCAAAGCUGUUGCACAGUAAGGAGCUAUUUCUGCUGUUAUUCCUAUUCUCUGCCAUAGAUGUUGACCAGACUUCCACAGGCUCUCAGCCUCCCAGGACACGAGAGCUUGCUUUGGCUGUCAGUAACAAAGUGCAAUGGAUGUUGGCUAGCAAUCCUUCCAGCGUGUCUGAUUUAUAAAGGAAAUGCUGCAACUCCUAUUGCCAAAGAAAUAAUGAGAUGCAAGAUAAGGAACGGAAUGACAAACUGUGUUACUAAUGUGCAGGUUUUGACUCACCCUGGUUAAAACAGGAAAAGUAGGAUAAACUACUGAGAGGACAUUUUACAUGCAGUUCAUGGAGUUAAAUGUGAAGCAUUUCCCAUCAAUGUGCCUGCUAGCUGUCACAGGGAAGUUGCUGAACUGUGCUCAUGGUAUCUCCACUGUCACAGUUCACCAGUAUCCCUUCUGCCCUUCAACACGGUGGCACCUCACGUGCAUCCAUUGCUGUGUUGGAUAUUGCAUAAAAAUCCUGACGUAGAGAAAUUACUGGGAUGUUUUGCAGCCUUUUCAGGCAGCUUUGUCAGUGAUACAUUCUGCAGGGCAGGCUCUCCCUCUGCUGAUCUGUGCCAUUCCUGUUUUCCCCAGGUAUGUGGGCGAUCUGCUGAGGUGUGAUGAAUUUUAUACAAUUCUGUAAGCUGUUAACCAAAUAAAGCCAAGUUUUCAGUAA
Molecule: messenger RNA, 2533 nt
Organism: Sturnus vulgaris (Common starling)
Lineage: Eukaryota; Metazoa; Chordata; Aves; Passeriformes; Sturnidae
Gene: EPCAM
Product: epithelial cell adhesion molecule
Cellular component (GO): bicellular tight junction; membrane
Molecular function (GO): cadherin binding involved in cell-cell adhesion
Source: RefSeq, a predicted model, not a curated record